This is a messenger RNA of Paramecium tetraurelia, 453 nucleotides long. RefSeq lists its product as uncharacterized. The transcript has a single exon. The record is from RefSeq and is a predicted model, not a curated record. Lineage: Eukaryota; Ciliophora; Oligohymenophorea; Peniculida; Parameciidae.
AUGAUGUUCAAAUAAACAAAAGUGAAUGAUGGCUUCAAACUUCCUAGAAUCGAGAAGCCCUCUGCUUACAUUAUUUAGACCAAUCGAGAUUCCUUGGAUUUUCUAUUGGGAAAGAAUAGGAAUCCCUUUGAUUCCAAUAAGGUCCCCCAAUUGAGACAAGAACCAAAGUAGAUUACUGAGAUGCCAACAAACCGAUUCGCCCGUUGUGGCAGUCAACUUUUGGAUCCAUCUUCGCAGGUGUUUAAGCCUGUACAGUAAACUCAGAGAAAAAUCAGUCAAAUGGAUUGUAAAUAUGAUAUUCAGAAUUUCUUUACUCUGGAACCAUAACUCGAGGCCAAAAAACCUAUUGUUAUUAACAAGAGAAAUCGUGUGCCCAAGCAUUACCGCUUAUAAACCUUUUCGGAUUGGGUCAAGAAGUUAUAUGGUUAAGAUUGGUUUAAUGAUUAAAUAUGA